Messenger RNA from Temnothorax curvispinosus, 1838 nucleotides. RefSeq names its product proteasome inhibitor PI31 subunit (gene PI31). Gene Ontology annotation, biological process: proteasome-mediated ubiquitin-dependent protein catabolic process. Gene Ontology annotation, molecular function: endopeptidase inhibitor activity; proteasome binding. The record is from RefSeq and is a predicted model, not a curated record. NCBI's taxonomy places the organism in Eukaryota, Metazoa, Arthropoda, Insecta, Hymenoptera, Formicidae. Bases 459 to 1307 code for a protein of 282 amino acids. The transcript has 5 exons.
CUCACGCGUUGCCAGUAUAUAUUUUCUACAUUAUAUAAAUAAUUUAUUUUAGUCACAAAUUUAUGUUUGCUUUGAAACCCUGUCAGAGCGGUCGAAGCUAUCGAAUGAGAACAAGCGCGCGCGCGGCGCGACACGUGACUUAUGGAAAAUGGAAUAAUGGAAAUGGAAGUGGAAAAAUGCUAAUUGAGCGUAGAAUAGAAUAGAUGAGCGCGUUCGCAUUGUAGCGUUAAAACGUCGUAUGACUGGGCAGUGUAUGAUACAUACGUACAUCCAUAACCUAUACUCGACAAAUGCGUGCACGAAAAUCAAUGAUAUUCACAUUUACAUUUUACAAUUCAGUCACAUCAGUCGUCACUCGUCACACGACAUACGACACACAGGUGUAGUCUGUUCUGUAACGGUAGUGGCCUGCGCUUGACAAAUUUGCAAGCUAUCGGCGAUUGUCACAGAUUAUCAGGAUGACCGAUGUAAAUAGCGUGUUCGGCUUCGAGCUCUUCCAAAAACUCUAUCACGAUGAUAUCCAUAAGAAAGAAGACGUGAUAAUUUUAUUUGUGCACUGGUACUUGAUAAAGUCUGGAUUUAGAUGCAUUGGUAUCGGAGAUGAAGUUGUGUUUGAUGGAUCAGAGAAAGGAUCCGAAUUACUUCCAACAGAAUGGAAUCUACGUCCCAAUUAUGCAUUACGUUAUGUAAGAGAUGGAAAAUUACAUGUACUUCUUGGAAUCAAGUCGGAUACAGAUCUACUGUUGAACUUGAUGAGGCACCACGAUAAUUAUAUAAUUAGUAUUCCGUUCCCUAUCGAGAAAACUGUAUCUGCGUUACAUGGACCUUUAGAGAUUACAAUACCAGACUAUCAGGCAAUCUUACAUAAUAUACAAAAAGAUUUUGUAAGCCCGAUAUGUUCUAAUGACGCAGCGACUCAAACAACCGUACCAAAUAACGGUGGUUCCUCCGAAACAAACAGGAUUCCAGCGCGCAAUGAUCAUCAUCCAUUGGGGCCCAUAGGACCCAUUUAUCAGCCAUCAUAUCGACCUGAACAUGAUCCUGCGAGAGUAGGAGUUAGAGAUCUCGAUCCAUAUGGAGUAGGCAGUGGUAUGAUAUUCGAUCCAUUUAACACAAGACAUGAUCUAAUUGGACGCUCACCGAGUGGCUUAGGAGUACCUGGAGUAUUGCCGCCAGGUGCGAUACCACCUGGUGCAAGAUUCAGUCCUUUCGGUCCACCAGAGUUGAAUCCAUCGAGACCACACCGUCUCCGUAGACCCGGCGACGACCACUUACCUCCUCCAGGAUAUGACGAUAUGUUUCAGUGAUGCGUUAAAAAAAAUUGUAACUUGAAUGAAAAUGAAGGUAAAGUGCAGACAGUUGCUAAGCAUGUUACAGAGUAUGUUUGUAUAAUAUGCUCCUUCGCUAACAUCUUCUACAAUAUAUUUUAACAUAUUGUAAAGAACUGUUUGUACAUACAUAUAAAGAACCGUACAUGAAAGAUACAUAUAUCAUGCUUCUCUGAAGAGAGGAGUAAAGUUGGAAAAUUUAUAUAAUAAGCAUCAGUCAUCAGGGUGUAAGAAUUAUUAUAAAACGGUCUUUUUUUUUCACAAAACAACUUCCAUUCCUUUUUAUUUCGUUUACUGAUGUUUACAAUGUAACAAAACGAUUUCUUGUCUUUAAUUUAAUUAAAAGGAAUUGUGUAAUGCGAUAGAUAGGAAAUUAUAUUCAAAAAUUAAACGGUAAUCUUUGCUUAAAUUGCGCUAACUCGUUACUUUUAUUUCUUGUUUAAUCAAUUUGUAGAGAGUGAUUGUUCUUAUUUUAUUAUGUCGGUUCAAAAUAGAGGAUUUUCUUUGCUA